GACCUUUCCGGCAGCACCUGGUGAAUUCUAGCUGGGAGGCAGUGAAGGAGCUCUCCAAGCUGGGCCUAGGGAUGCACCCACAGUUGAAGCUCCUCAUUUUCCAGCUGCCCGUGGAUUACAGGGAGGCAGCGAGGAGGGUCGCCAGCAUCUGGGAAGAUUUUCACCCACAGCUUGCCGUGCACGUGGGUGUGGACAGCUCAGCCAAGGUGAUCUUUCUGGAACAAUGUGGAAAGAACCGAGGCUACAGAGACGCCGACAUCCGGGGCUUCCGGCCGGAAGCUGGUGUGUGCCUCACAGGUGGCCCGGAUGUGAUCACGUCGGUGGUCAGCAUGAAGGCGCUUUGCAAGCGCGUGAUGGCUGAGGGCAUGGAGGUGGCGUUUUCUGGAGAUGCGGGAAGAUAUGUCUGCGAUUACAUCUACUACUUGUCCCUCCUCCACGGAAAUGGGCACGCAGCCCUUGUCCACGUCCCUCCACUGUCCCGUGGGCUCCCAGCCAGCCUGCUGGGAAAAGCCUUGCAAGUGAUUCUCCAGAAAAUGCUGGAAGAGAAUGAGGAAAGCCCGAGCUUCAAGCCCGGUCCGCAGAAAAGUAGAAGCACGCUGAUCGCAGCCAAAGGGAACCCAUUGUGA
Messenger RNA from Dipodomys ordii (Ord's kangaroo rat), 626 nucleotides. RefSeq names its product pyroglutamyl-peptidase I-like (gene Pgpep1l). The coding region runs from base 72 to 626 and encodes 184 amino acids. The transcript is spliced from 4 exons. Gene Ontology annotation, biological process: proteolysis. The record is from RefSeq and is a predicted model, not a curated record. NCBI's taxonomy places the organism in Eukaryota, Metazoa, Chordata, Mammalia, Rodentia, Heteromyidae.